Molecule: messenger RNA, 2806 nt
Organism: Sclerotinia trifoliorum
Lineage: Eukaryota; Fungi; Ascomycota; Leotiomycetes; Helotiales; Sclerotiniaceae
Source: the annotation of a GenBank genome assembly
CAGAAUGAAAUUUGUAAACCCGGAACCUUCCUCAUUUAUGAGAUACAUAUUUGAGCAUCUACAACGUCGAGUAUUAAAAUUCAUUUUAGCACCGUUAACAAAUCAUUAAUAAUCCGUUUGCCUCGCCACUUACUUCUGCGAAUUGAACAAACAGCUCGUACGACAUUCCCAAACAUCCGCUACAAAGCUUGAACGCGGCAUUCAAAAAGACAAAGUCAAUCAUGCAGCCGUGAAUGAAGUAUGCCAUCAUACUUCUACCACAUUAAAUUCGAAUUGUAUUCUUUACCUGAUUCAGAUCCAAAGAAAGUUUCCAAAAGAGAGAGGGGGAGGGAUAUUUGGAUUCCUGGUGAGGGGACGAAUAUUUUUGAUAGCCAUACUUCAUCUUCCAGUGUUGCAGGCUCAGCCUGGCCGAAACAUAAAUCUGUUGCUUGGGAACAGGAUAGGAGGAGAAAAGGUGGCACUGGAAGUUCGAAUGGUUCUGAGCCAGAACGAAAUACGGGAAAUAAUAUAAAGGAAGCUAGGGAUCAGAUACGGCCUGGUGGUGCUCAGGGUGCUCAGAACGGAGCCAUUGAUUCUGGAGUGAGGAAAGGAGGGGUUAUUGACUGCGGACCUUCACGAGGGAUACGACCUGAAGAAUCGGAAAAUCUUGUUAUAUUAGGCACUGCGAAAGAUUCGCAAUUAGAAAUCGCAUCGCCGAGCGCGAGUUUGGUGGAUAAGAAGAGAGAUCUGCAGACUUCGAAGAAGGAUUGGAGGUUUGGGAGGGUAAGGAUUGAGAGUCUGGAUAUGAAUGAGGUGGGGGGUUAUCAUGGCAGAGGGAAGGGCAGUCAGAGUGGCAGUGUAGGUGUGAAUGCGGGAUUGGAACCUGUGGGUGGUAAAGUUACAAAGGCAAGAUUCGAGGAAUUACAUACCAAGUCGGAGAAUGGAUUGGAGUUGAAGAAUACGGAGGUGGGAUGGGGGGUGGUGCAUCUGUAUAGGGAGGGAGAGGAAACACCUGGGUUAAUGGGGGUGGAGGUUUACAACGCAGAUACUGUGGCGAGUCCUACGAAUAUUGCAGGAGAUAGUGGGUUGAGUGAGACGGUUGAUAAAGAUGGUGCAGAGGAUUGUACUAUACUAUGCAUACCAGCUGUCCCGAGCUAUCUUACACCGAGAGAUUUCUUGGGUUUUGUGGGAGAGAAAACAAUGUGUGAGGUGAGCCAUUUCAGAAUGGUUAUGACAGGAAGGAUGAAUAGGUAUAUGGUACUUAUGAAGUUCAAAGAUGGAAAUGUGGCGAGGAAAUGGAGGGCAGAAUGGGAUGGUAAAGUCUUCAAUAGUAUGGAGGUAUGUAUUCACUUUGGCAUCAUGUAUCUUUGUUUAGAACUGACAAUAUUUGAUGUAGCCAGAAACUUGCCAUGUCAUGUUCAUAAAGUCAAUCACUUUCCAAACACCUGCUUCCUCCAGAUCAAAUACGAGUUUCCCGGAACUAUCACACGAUCCUUUUACGCCAGCUCCAAUACAAAGUAAUCUUAAACCUUUUCCACCUCCAACUCCAAAUCUCGUCGAACUUCCCACAUGCCCUGUCUGCCUGGAAAGAAUGGACGAUACAACAGGCCUCUUCACGAUCCUAUGUCAACAUGUCUUUCACUGUGCCUGUCUUGAAAAAUGGCGUGGCACAGGUUGUCCUGUUUGCCGGCACACCAAUCCCUCUCUAGCACUCUCCUCUCAACAUUCUUCUUCAACCUACGACCCUGAUAAUCCACCCUUCGGAAGUGGUGAAGCAUCAUUAUGUAGUAUUUGCGAUUGCACUGAUGAUCUCUGGAUAUGCCUCAUAUGCGGAAAUGUCGGAUGUGGACGAUAUAAAGGUGGACACGCCAAAGAACAUUGGAAAGAUUCCGCGCAUAACUUUGCACUAGAAAUCGAGACUCAACAUGUAUGGGACUACGCAGGUGAUAUAUGGGUUCAUCGACUCAUUCGCGAUAAAGGAGAUAAUAGCAAAGUCAUCGAACUCCCUUCAUCCCGCUCUAGAGGCACAUUGGCUCCAGCGGAGGAUAUGGACAUGGUUCCGCGGGAAAAACUCGAAAAUGCAGGGUUGGAAUUUACACACCUCUUGACCUCGCAACUGGAGAGCCAAAGGGUUUAUUUUGAGGAAUUGGUUGGUAAGGCAGUGGCAAAAGCUAGUGCGGCAAGUGAAAAAGCUAUAAUUGCUAGUCGGGACGCAGAAAAUGCGUUGAGUAAAUUAGGGGAGCUGGAGGAAAAAUUUCAUAAAUUGAGCACAGAUACACUACCGAAUCUAGAAAAGGAAUUAGAAAGAGAGAAGAGGAAGGAAAGGCUCAGGAGAUUUGAGGGGAUGGGGAAGAGUUUGAGGGAGGAGAAGAAGGUUAGUGAGGGGUUAAUGGAGAGGAUUGGUUAAUGAGGGGGUAAGAAGGAAGAAGAGAUGAGGGAGGGAGGAAUGGAAGAGAAUAGAGGUCAAGGGAAGGAGAUGGAAAGGAGGGAGGGAAGAUGGAGGAGUGUAGGGAGGGCGAGAGAAAGAAGAGGGGAAGGGAAGGAAGGCGGGGUUGGGACGGAAAUGGAAUGGAAUGGAAUGGAGAGGACUUUUUUGACGUAUUAUGCUGUGCUUCGGCGGUUGGGUUUCUGGGGUGUAUGGUUUGGUUGAUGUGGUAUUGUAUAUGCAUAUUGCGUUAAUUACUUGAUGAUUGAAUGCAUCAAUGAAGAAAUGGAGAAAUGGAGAAACGCACCCCUAGUAUAGCCGUAGGCAUAGCGCUCUACUCGAAUAGGAGACAUAGGAACAAAAAUUACAUAAAUACAUCAUCUAUCAUCCAUCCAUCCCCUC